AUGUUCCCUUGCACCCCAGGUUUCAGAGUUAUGGCGAGAUUUCCAAGAGCCCGAAACCUCCCAGCUCGUCGAGGUAGGUCAUCUUCAUCUGAUGCGCGUUCCAGCUGUUGGAAGACAAAAGAAGCAGACGAACAGAGUGAUUUGCCAUUGGCCUGUGAGAAAAGAGAAUGGAAAGGUGCAACUUGCCCAGUUUGCUUGGAGCAUCCACAUGAUGCCGUCCUCCUCCUCUGUACUUCUCACCACAAGGGUUGCCGGCCUUAUAUGUGUGGCACCAACUACCAUCACUCUAACUGUCUUGAACACUUCAAAGAAGCUUAUGCGAAAGAGAAAUUGGCCCUUGGUGAUUCCGCCGAGUCCGCACUUAACCUUCCAUUUUCUCCAAACACAGAACCAGCAAACAAGCAUCCAUCUACAAUGGAACUUGCAUGCCCUCUGUGCCGUGGGGAUGUUAAAGGAUGGACUGUGGUUGAACCUGCUCGUCAGUAUCUCAACCGCAAGAAGAGAGCAUGUGUGCAUGAUGCCUGCUCGUUCGUUGGUUCAUAUAGAGAACUUUGCAAGCAUGUGAACUCCAAACACCCUUCAGCAAAACCUCGUGAGGUUGAUCCUGCACUUGCAAGUGAGUGGAAAAAGUUUGAAUGUGAAAGAGAGCGCCAGGAUGCAAUCAGUACUAUCAGGGCUUCGAACCCAGGAGCUGUGAUUAUGGGGGAUUAUGUACUUGAAUUGAACGGUGGCAGCAACAACAGUAUGUUCGCCGAUGGAGAUGAAUUUGACUUGGAGAGACUCAACUUCUUCACUUCCAUGGAUCGCACCCUGAACGAGAGGAUCGACUUCUAUGAAUCUUCAGAAGGUAGUUUGGAUGAGAGCAUCGACUUCCUGGCAUCCUUAUUUGGCCGUGGCAGGCGGAUCACAAGUGGAGACUCACACAGCAGGGCUUACAGAAGGCACAGGGAGAGGCCUAGGCGUAACCACCUGGGCAUAUCAGUUGAUUCUUCUGAUAUCCGGCAAGAUCCAGUCAACACUCAAAGGGGGCAGCGAGUUGCUGCUGUUCGAGGGAGAGCCCCACGGCGGCACCAUCCUAUGGUGACUCACGUGAGGUCGACACGUGGGAGCUGA
Triticum turgidum subsp. durum (durum wheat) is the source of this 1113-nucleotide messenger RNA. The record is from the annotation of a GenBank genome assembly. Lineage: Eukaryota; Viridiplantae; Streptophyta; Magnoliopsida; Poales; Poaceae.